Messenger RNA from Linum trigynum, 2380 nucleotides. NCBI's taxonomy places the organism in Eukaryota, Viridiplantae, Streptophyta, Magnoliopsida, Malpighiales, Linaceae. The record is from the annotation of a GenBank genome assembly.
CAAGCUGCAAAUGCUGCAGCAGAGAGAGCCCCCCCAAAAGGCUGAGUUAGUUGCUUACUUGCUGGCUGCACAAAAAAAUGGCUGUAACUAUCAAAAACCUCUGCUGUUUCUCUGGGACAUCCUUUUUCUCUUUUGGUAAUUUGGUUUGCUCGCUGGGUUUGUAAGGUUUGUGUCACUUUCAGAUUGGUGCAAUCAGUUGUUUUUCUCCAUGGGGAUACUAGGGAAAUGAAAUGACAGUAAUGUUUGACAGAUAAAGGAUGUCUGUAAGAAACAGUUUUUUUAAGUUUGGUGGAAAUAAGGUAAAGUUUUUGGAAUGCCAUGCUCACUCAGUAUAUUGGCUAGGGAUGUGUAUGGGUAUGGAAAAGGUAAUUUAGGGUGUGGGUAAUGGUGCAACUCUUAAUCUGGCAGUUUAUAACCAUACAAAAUAAGGUAUUCGUCAUAUUUAAUUUUAUCUUAUAAGUAAUCAUUUUUAGUAGUAUUGAAGGUUCAAUAAUAGCAACUCACUGUGUGAGCUUCCAUCCUACUUAAAAGCUAAUGCUUUUUUUCAAAUAAACAUAUCAAAGAAGGAUAAGUAGUCGCGAGGAAAAUACUCAUCAUCAUGAAUGUAAGUACACAAGUAUAAGAAAGAAGUCUAAACAAUUAUUUCCCUUCGGGAGAGAAUGGUAACUAUUCACAAGCUAGGGCAGCCCUGAUUAGCUUGAUCUUCCAAGUUUUUCACAUCAAAAUGAAAUGUUUUUCUACAAUUAAAAUGUAAUUUUUUAGUUGUAAGAAACAAAACAAAAAAACUCAACCAUUUUGUUCAUCAUACUAGAAAGUAUAGAUUAUAUAUUAGUAGUCCAAUAGCAAGCUAAAAACAUUAUAUUUGACAAUCUAAUUUCAAAUACUUGUUAUAUUAAGGUCUAACAUAUGCUUGAAAUACAUAUUGUCAUAAUAAUUAGAAUUAGAGAAUUCAUUUAGAAAAGCAUCUAUUCCUUUUUGUAUGACUGAACCUUUUUGUCACAAUCAAGUGGGGAAAACUCAUUCAUAAGUUCAACUUGGUGGUUGAAGUUUUGUGAGGCCUCAUUGAAAACUAAAAUGCAAUAAUUAACUAAGUAAAAAUUAAAUUAAUUAAAGUCAUCCGAUAUCCGAACAUUCAUUAUUAUGUAGUCCUGUUUUUCCCCUGAAACAAAACAAUUGUUUGGUCUUCCAUUGAUGGCUACGUGGCAAAUGAAAUUGUCCACGUUUUUAUUUUAUUAAAAAUUGACAUUAUGUAUUUGGGUGGGAUACUAGUUAUCUCCACUAACUUACACAUCUUCUAAUCUAUGAAGAAAAUGGACACCCAACAAAAAAAAAAAAAAAUCUACAAACUGGUCGAUGCAAACUGUAAGUUUGUUUACCCAGUCACUGAGAUUACAAAAAAGUUCAAGUUUGAUCACUCGAAAUAUUUAAAUCCAAUGGUGAUACUUCAGUUUACUCAUACCGUUCACGUUUGGUCACUCUUCACGUCGACAUCAACCUAUCAAACGUCGCGAUGCUGCGUUGCGCAUCCCAUUUCCCGGAGAUGACGGAGGAAUUCGCCGACAAGAAUCUCGAAUCUCGAGCCGAGUCCUACCUCACCCACGUCGUUCUCACCAGCAUCCCCAACUCCAUCGCCGUCCUCCACACAUGUGACACCCUAAUCUCGUCCCCGGAAGAAAUCACCAAUCUCGUCCCCCGCCUCAUCAACUCCAUCGCCAACAAUGCCUGCAAAGAGCAGCUCGCCUCCGGGCUACCCAAGCUCAACCACACCUACCCGUCCAAGCUCCCAAUCCCUACCUCCGACCCGAACACACCGUCCAAUUGGUGGGGGAAAUCGCUUGUUGUUUUAAGCCUCGAUUUCUUCCACCGGGUUUUGACCACCGUCAAAUCCAAAGGCUUGAAGCAGGACGUGAUUAGCAACAUCUUGAUCAAUUACGCCCACAAUUCGCUGUAGGGGAUCGUGAUUAGGGAUCCGCAGUUUGCCAAGGGGAUCCUGCUCGUGUAUUUCGAGCUUCAGAAGCGGCAGAGGGUGAUUGUGGAAACGAUUGUCGGUCUGCUGCCGACUCAGUCCAGGAAGAGCCAUGUCCCCAUGGCGUUCCUCUCCAGUUUGCUCAAGACGGCCAUUGAUGCGUCGGCGACUAAUUCCUGUAGGUCCGAUUUGGAGAGGAGGAUUGGGCUUCAGCUUGACCAGGCCAUGUGGAAAGGAUUGAAGCCGGCGCCGGGGAUUGGGCAGGAGUCAGAGUCGGGUGGUGGUGGUGGGGGGAGUGUUGCUACGGUGGUCGGGUUCCGCGACGGUGGUGGAGGUUGGGUCGGGUAUGGGGGUUUGUAGAAAAUAAAUUAGGUUUUUUAUAUUUUUAUAUUUUAAUGAAUGUAAUAUUGAGGU